This is a messenger RNA of Talaromyces atroroseus, 2628 nucleotides long. RefSeq lists its product as hypothetical. The record is from RefSeq and is a predicted model, not a curated record. Gene Ontology annotation, cellular component: nucleus; cytoplasm. The transcript is spliced from 2 exons. Lineage: Eukaryota; Fungi; Ascomycota; Eurotiomycetes; Eurotiales; Trichocomaceae. The coding region runs from base 1 to 2628 and encodes 875 amino acids. Gene Ontology annotation, molecular function: ubiquitin binding.
AUGUCCGAAGUUAUAUCCAGACCUUCAGCGCCGCGUGGGCGCGGCUCUGCCCGAGGCGGCCGAGGCGGCUACAGCUCCAGAGGUGGUCGAGGCGGCGCUCGAUCGACCAAGGCUGACAUUGCCGAAACCACGGCCGCACCCACGACACUUGAAGAUGAAGGAGAAAUCGGUCAAUUGAAACUCAAGUAUGCGACCGAAUUGCCCACGCUCAAGGAGCUCUUCCACGACUGGACGGACGAGGAUCUAGUGUUUGCUCUGGAGGAUGCGAACGGUGUUCUUGAGAGUGCAAUCGAACACAUUAGUGAAGGCAAUGCUUCUCAAUGGGGUGAAGUCAAGAAGAAGACUACCGAUCGGUCCCGCACGAAAGUGAAAGAUCUGCCCAAGGCCCAGACCAGUGGUGGCGAGACAGUAUCUGCAACCACUCGGGGUGGUCGCGGCCGUGGAGGAUUCGAGGGUCGCGGGGGCCGUGCUCGAGGGGAUCGAGGCCGUGGUGGCCGCGGUGGUCGAGCUGGCGCCGUACGGGACGAAAAACCUGCUCCAACUGCCGAGCAGGUCGAUACGUCCAUCCCUACCGAAACCCCCGUGACUGCUGAUACCACAGCACCCAUAAAGCCCGCCGAAACCACCGAGACUGUGAAGGAACAACAAAAAGAGGCUCCUAAACUUCCCGAGCCUGCGAAGAAAGGAUGGGCAAGUUUGUUUGCUAAGCCUACACCUCCGCCUCCCCAGAAGAAGCCACCACCUUCCACUGUAACACCCGCUGCACCACCUGUUGAGACUCCGCUUGAACCAAAGCCUGCCACGAUUGCGACACCUGUACCUGUACCUGCCGAAACCACAGAAGUACCAAAACCUGAUGUCCCCGAACAACCUCCAGUACCGCUGAAUGAACCCACACCCGAAAUUCCUUCCACCCAGUCUUUCGAACAAGCCAAAGAUGACCUCACGAAAACAAACCUCGACCAAGUUCCCGACGUGUCAGUACCCCCUGCUACUGCAACAGCCGCUAGCACGGUUGCAAGCGUACAGGAUCCCAAUUCUCUACCUCCCGUAACACCUCAAAGCCGUGGUCUCGCAUCUGGUUAUGCCGCCACCGCUUUCAAGGCAGCCGGAAACCAAGGCCGUGCUCCUAGCUUUCAACGUCGUGUUCUGGAACAACAGGAAGCUGUUGUUAUGCCUGCUAACCAUGCUGUCGACCGAGCCGCCGUUCAGUUUGGCAGUAUGGGGUUGAAUGGAAAUGACUCCGUGGAUAUCGACGAACAGAGAGAGGAAGCUGAAACCAGAGCUCAGCCCCCUCAACAUUCCCCCGUUGCCCCUCGUGCUUCUCUACCGCCCCCUGUUCAACCUCACGCCCCCGCUGAAACCCCUUCCAUUGCUCGUCCAGCUCCGGGAUUGCCUCCUGUACCCCAGGCCGCUUCCACAGAUGCCGCAGCCUUUAAUGAUUUUGGCCGAUAUGGUGAAGCCCAGAAACCCUACGAUCCGUUUGCACACCACCCCUCGCAAACCCAAGCUCAAGAGCCAUUCUCUCAUCAGGCACCUACUCAGGCUGCGGUAACAACUGGCAGCGAGUACUCGCCUUUCUACGCCGCCGACCAGCAGCGACUUCCGUACAACUAUUACGGUUAUCCUUCGCAGGAUUCUACCGGUCAGCGCGGUGCAGCUGGCUUUGCAGUGUCGGGAGCUGAGGGACAGCCACAGGCUCCAGCUACUCAGACUCCAAGCCGCUAUGGACACGCAGAGGCACCUGGCAGUGGUCAAAACACUCCUAACCCGACUCUUCCCAUCACAACCCAGACGCAACAGCCGUCCGCCCAACACAUUCCUGGUGCACAGGGCGCUCAUGCCGGUUACGGAUACGGGUAUCCUUACUACUCUAACCCACAUUACGCUCAAUCUUACAUGAAUAUGAACCAGCAGCAUCAAUAUGGUCGCAACCGUCCCAUGUAUGAUGAUGCUCGUCGAUAUGAAGACCAUUACAUGCCUCACAGCAACCAGUACGGUUACACCAACCAAUAUGCCCCAUACGGCAAGGGCGGCGUGUACGGCCAGCCUUUCUCUUACGACCAUUCAUCUUCUCCAGCAAAUGCGGGCGGCUUCAACCAGGCUCUUCCAGGACGUGACUCUGUCUAUGGUCGUGCUGGAUCUGCUCAGCCCGAAAACCAGCAGUCAGCUACUGGAGCAAACACUACGUUUGGUUCAGCCGUCCCUGACGUGUUUGGACGCUCACAAUCUGGCUUUGGUCAGAACCAGCCUAUCUCUCAGCAACAGCCUGUAAGCAGUGAGGAGACAACCAAAGGAUUUGAAGCAUCCAAGACUGGUGGACCAAGUCCCUCGCUUGCUCAGGCUAACCGACCUGGCUCGGCGACGAACAGCAUUCCUGGACAGUCUCAGUCGCAGACUGGCUUACCUCCCCUCCAGGGACAACAAGGCCAACAAGGCUUUGGCGGUUAUCCUCAUCUGAACCCGCAGUAUGGCGGUGGACUGGGUGGGCUGGGCAGUCACCAGGCUGGUGGUGUUAGCCAGAAUCAUCAUCAAGCAAGUACAUAUGGAAACUACGGCGCAGCAGGAUUUGGUAACUAUUACGGAAACUCGGGACGCGGUGGAUGGGGUGGAAACUAUGGUCAUUGA